This is a messenger RNA of Nymphaea colorata (pocket water lily), 2993 nucleotides long. RefSeq names its product nuclear intron maturase 1, mitochondrial. Gene Ontology annotation, biological process: mRNA processing. The transcript is spliced from 3 exons. The record is from RefSeq and is a predicted model, not a curated record. The coding region runs from base 184 to 2286 and encodes 700 amino acids. Lineage: Eukaryota; Viridiplantae; Streptophyta; Magnoliopsida; Nymphaeales; Nymphaeaceae.
CCAUUUCCGAGAAAGGGGGAGAGGAGGAUGAGGUUGGAGUAUGGAACCCGGAUGCAAUGUUGCACGAGCAAUGUUGGCCCAAGCUGCAGGCUUCACCGAAUCACUGUAGGUCCGAACUGAGCCCUCUCUUGCUCUGCCGCCUUCUUAGCCGCUGCUGCAGCAGGGGAGGAAGCAGCAAGGGCGAUGAUGCUCAGAGGGGUCAGGCAUCAUGGACGACGCCUUUCCCUCCAUUCUUGGAGGACGAUCACCACCCUCUCCGACUAUCACCACCACCAUCACGGCCCUCCGCCAUCACAAACCAACGAAGACCCCUAUUCGCUCAUGAAGGAAGACGGCGUCCACAUUUGCUCCCAACUUUGGGUCUCCUCCUUUUCAAACCCGAGAAAGACCUACGCCAACCUCACCGGAUUCCUCAGGAAAUUCGACCUCUGGGUGCUUGCCUACCAGAGGUGCUACGCUGACGAGAUGGGCUUGUUCCCCCCAAGAAACUCCAUUCACUACGCGGUCCUCCGCGACCUCUUGUCCCUGAGGGACGCCGUCCUGCACUCCCAAUACUCCUGGGGAAUGAGAACCCAUCAGUACAUUCGUUCGCCUAGGGAGAAGCCCAUAAGCAGAUUGAUCUCCAAGAGGAAACUUAGGUUGAUGCUUGAACAGUGCACGCCCACCUUCCAGGAUAGGAUUCUGCAGGAGGUUUUGCUCAUGGUGCUGGAACCUGUCUUUGAAUCGAGGUUUUCCCGGCGUUCUUUCGCCUUUCGGCCUGGCCGGAACGCCCACACCGUGAUCAGGACCAUCCGGAGCAAUUUUGCUGGGUAUCUGUGGUUCCUGAAGGCGGAUUUGGGGUGCAUUCUUGAGCGGUUGGAUGUCGAUUCCUUGGUAGGUUUCUUAGAGAAUACCGUGAAGGAUAGGAAGGUUUUGGCUAUCAUAAAGGCCGGAAUUCGAAAGCCGGCUUUGGCGGGAACAGAAGAGGAGGAGGAGCAGAAAAAGAAGAGGAAGAAGAGAGGCGGAAGGAAAAAGAAGAAAUUGGAUGAGAAUGAGAGGAAACCUGAUCCUUAUUGGUUGAGGACGUUCUUUGCAUUCGCGCCAGAGGAAGCUGCCAAGGUUCCUUCGUGGGGUCACGCGGGGGUCUUGAGCCCUCUACUUGCAAAUGUAUGCCUCCAUGAAUUGGAUGUGUGGAUGGAAGAUCAAAUAAUUCGGUUUUUUAGGCCAUCGAGGAGUGAUUCAAUAUGGAAGAAUUCCACAGCCGAUGGUAGUCACAAUCCUUCCUGGCCGGAGUUUGUGCCCACGAGUGGCCAGGAGAAGACUAGGAAGAUGGAUUACAUCAGGUAUGGCAGCCAUAUCUUGAUCGGAAUUCGAGGUCCCCGAGAAGAUGUUACUGAGAUGAAGAGAAAACUGGUUGAAUUUUGCGAGAACAAGUAUGGCUUGAAGAUUGAUAAUUCCAGUAUACUGAUUGAACACAUUACUAGAGGGAUCCAAUAUCUGGACCAUAUAAUUUGCAGAAGAGUGAUCUAUCCGACUUUGCGGUAUACGGGAACUGGCGGGAAGAUAGUCAGCGAGAAAGGAGUUGGGACAUUGCUUUCUGUCACAGCGAGUUUGCAGCAGUGUAUUCGCCAAUUCCGGCGCCUUGAAUUGGUGAAGGGUGACAGAGAUCCGGAGCCACUGCCAUGCACUCCUAUGCUCUAUGCUAGUCAGGCACACACGAAUUCUCAGAUGAACAAGUUUCUUGAGACAAUGGCAGAAUGGUAUAGAUAUGCUGAUAACAGGAAGAAGGUCGUAGGCUUCUGUGCGUACAUAAUUAGGAGUUCUCUUGCUAAAUUGUAUGCUGCAAGAUACAGACUUCGAUCUCGCGCGAAGGUCUACAAGCUUGCUUCUCGCGAUCUUAGUCGAUCAAUCAAAGAAACUACCGGCGCUGCUCCUGAAUAUUCCGAUCUUUUGAGAAUGGGACUGCUGGAUGCAAUAGAUGGAGUUCAGUUUUCUCGGAUGUCCAUGAUACCUUCUUGUGAUUACACGCCAUUCCCACCAAACUGGAUCCCUGAUCAUGAAAGGUUGUUGCACGAAUACAUAAAAUUACAGGACCCAAAAUUUUUCUGCGAGUUGAGCAGAUCAAUAAAACGAGAAGGUUUGAGCUUACCUCAAGAUGACAUGUCUAUGCUUGUUUGGGAUCUCAAGUCAAAAGGGAUCUUAGGUGAUCGUAGUACAUUGAAAUCCAGCAAUCAGAGCAAUGAAAGCGUCAGGCAACUUCCCACCUUCAGUGAGAGUAACAGUAGCGUUUCAUCUCUUUACGGGUAGAACUAUUGAAAUAUACGUGCCUCUUGGUAUUUAGGUUGGUGGGCAUCCUAAUAUGUUAACCUUUCUGUGGUGGUGCGACUGCGAAAGAGGAUUUACACAUUCAAGUAUUGACCUUAUUUAUAUGAAAAGAGUUCGUAUGCACGUGUCAUGCUGCUGCAUAUUGGAGUUUGUCUUCUGAAAGGUGCCUGAGGCGAACUCGUUUGGCUUCCAUCUGAAGAAAGUAUUCAUAUUUCAGAAUGAGAACUUACAGACAUUUGAGAGUGAUCUGUGCGAGGAACUUUGCAACUUCAACAGGAAUCGGAUAGGAACUUGAGAGUUGCGGCUUGUUUCAUUUGGAAGAUGCUGGUGUGAGUUUAUUUCCUCACAUUUUUAUUAUAUUUCUCCAUUUUGGCCCUACCAGUUCAUCAGGAUGAAUUGCAGGAUUGUCAAGAUUUGCCGUCUUAGGACUGACAACAGAAUAUCUGACUGGGUUACAGUCAUUGGUUUAAGCACUUUACAGAUAAAAGGUUAGUAGGAAAAUGCAGCAGGUGCAGGCACCACCAAGCAUCGUGUAUGGCCUGAACUUGAACAGAUCAUUUGGGGAGGUUAUCAACGGGAUUUAACACGAGAUAUGGAGGGAAACAUCUAUAAUUUGACAUAGAACUCAUUGCCAGAUGCACAUGUAAGAGGUGGCCAUAUAUGCACCCCGGCUCUUCAUUUAACCAUGC